Syngnathus acus (greater pipefish) is the source of this 1015-nucleotide messenger RNA. Its product is annotated as PRA1 family protein 3-like. Gene Ontology annotation, cellular component: membrane. Lineage: Eukaryota; Metazoa; Chordata; Actinopteri; Syngnathiformes; Syngnathidae. Gene Ontology annotation, biological process: negative regulation of transport. The record is from RefSeq and is a predicted model, not a curated record. Bases 60 to 632 code for a protein of 190 amino acids. The transcript is spliced from 3 exons.
UUUUUUAAACGCGAGUUCCUUUUGCCUUGCUGUCAGAUUAGUAAAGUGUUAAGCGUAAAAUGGCAAAAGUAGAAUUGACGCCGCUAAGACCGUGGGAGGAUUUCUUUCCCGGUUGGGAUAGAUUCGCCAAACCGGAUAUGAAAGAUAUGGCUAAAUGGAAUAACAGAGUUGUUAGCAACUUGCUUUAUUAUCAGACUAAUUAUUUGGCAGUCGCUGUUAGUGUUUUUCUUAUUGUCGGGUUGCUGAACCCUUUGGGAAUGUUCACCGCCAUGGCUGUGGUCGUAGGAGUCUUUCUGGUUUCAGUGUGGGCGGCAGAUAACAGAAGCGCCAUCAGGAACUUCAAAAGUCAGAACCCCUCAGCUUUCGUGAUUGCUGUCAUGGUGGCGAGCUGCAUGUUAAUAGCAAUUCUGGGGAGCGUCAUGGUGUUCAUGACAGCCAUCACUUUACCGCUCACAUUGAUCCUGGCCCAUUCUUCUUUUCGCCUCCGCAACAUGAAGAAUAAACUGGAGAAUAGAAUUGAGUUCGCUGGCCUCAAAACGUCACCAAUGGGCAUCUUCCUGGAGUCUCUGGGUCAGCAAGAGGAGAACAUUCAAAAGAUCCAGACCUUCCUUGAGGCCAGAAUGAAGGAGUGACCGGACCGAGAAAGGACAACGCACUCCAGUUUAUCUGUUUACCAAAGAUCUUGACUCCGUUGUGACCCCAACAAGUUCCCAUAUAUUAGAAGGAGAAUCAAACAUCGUGCUAAACCCACAGGGUACCCCACUCCUACAAGACCACUCCCUAAUUCUCAAAUCUGUCUUGUAUUACUCAGUCACAGGCGUCAGCCUUGGCCGUUUUCCCUGAAGUCAAACUUUAUUUCGAGGCACCAAAAAUCCACAUGGACACUUUGCCAAAAUACUCUAAAGAUGCUAUUGUUUCAAGUAUUUCUAAUCCUACAUCAAGUUUGCUUUAGUACGCUUGUGAAUAGAACGUCAAAUUCUUUGCAAUAAAAGAGAAAGUACCUUCUUUGUCUGUA